Molecule: messenger RNA, 1990 nt
Organism: Ananas comosus (pineapple)
Lineage: Eukaryota; Viridiplantae; Streptophyta; Magnoliopsida; Poales; Bromeliaceae
Product: 1-aminocyclopropane-1-carboxylate oxidase homolog 1-like
Exons: 3
Coding region: 39-1115 (358 amino acids)
Source: RefSeq, a predicted model, not a curated record
UAUUGAUCUCGUUCCACGCGUCCGCAUAAACAUAAAGCAUGGCCGCAUACUCGGACUCCGAGCGCCUCGCCGAGCUCCGCGCCUUCGACGCGACCAAAGCCGGCGUCAAGGGGCUCGCCGACGCCGGCUUCACCUCCGUCCCCCGCUUCUUCGUCCACCCCGACCCCGACCUCGAGCGAACCCCCCGCGCGAAUCUCCAAGUCCCCGUCGUCGACCUCGGCGGCGUCGCCGCCGACCCCGCACGGCGCGCAGCGGCGGCGGCGGCGGCGGGGGGCGCGGCGGAGGCGCUGGGGCUGUUCCACGUGGUGAACCACGGGGUGCCCCAGCAGGUGCUCGACGAAAUGCUCGAGAGAGUGAGGGGGUUCCACGAGGAGGGGGUGGAGGUGAAGGGGGAGUACUACACCCGGGACCUGAGCAGGAAGGUGGUGUACAAUUGCAACUUCGACUUGUUCCAGACGCAGGCGGCGAAUUGGCGGGACACGCUCUCCUUCUCGAUGGCGCCGGAGCCGCCGCGGCCCGAGGAGUUGCCCCUCGCCUGCAGGGACAUAGCCUUCAAAUACGCAAGCUACGUGCAGAAGCUGGGAACCGUCCUCUUAGAGCUGCUCUCUGAGUCACUUGGACUGAACCCUGAUCACCUCAUAAAAAUGGAGUGUGCUGAUGGACUCCGUUUUUUCAUGCACUAUUACCCUGCCUGUCCUGAACCUCACCUCACACUCGGCACGAGUAAACAUUCCGAUUCCGGUUUCAUUACCAUUCUUCUGCAAGAUAGUCUCGGCGGUUUACAAGUCCUCCGUCAGAAUCAGUGGCUCGACGUCCCUCCGGUGCCAGGAUCGUUCAUCGUUAACAUUGGUGACCUUUUACAGUUGAUCUCCAAUGACAAGUUCAAAAGUGUUGAGCACAGGGUGCUUGCAAAUAGCUCUGGCCCCAGAAUUUCUGUGGCAUGCUCCUUCAGCACAAAUCGCGCCACAUCUACAAGGCUCUACGGCCCUCUCAACGAGUUAACUUCGCAUAAUAAUCCACCGCGUUAUAAGGAAGUAACUAUGACGGACUUCCUCGCACACUUCAAUCGCAAAGGCCUGGAUGGGCGGUCGGCGUUAGACCACUACAAAUUGUGAUUUAGGGUCAAAAGUCGAAUUACAAGGUAACGUGGUCAUACUUCACGAAAAAUGCGAAUUAAUUCCGUGACACCCGAUUAGUGACAUUAACAUAACAAUCUUUUUGUCGCUCGUUCGGUUUAAACGAAAUUGUGAAACAAAUGGCGGAGAAAUGAAUGGAUAAGCUUCUUUUAAUGAGAAGGGAUAUAUCAAUAAGCAAUAACUCCAUUUACAGUAAGAUGUACUCUUUUUUUUCUUUUCUUUUUUUGGGGGGAGAAUUUGCAAUUUGCAAGGGUAACAUGUAUUUUCUUUUCUUCAAUGCACAGUUGAAAAGAGUGCUGAGAACAAGGUCUUGAAAGAUACAACUCUCUCUCUCUCUUAUAUAGAACACUCUAGAAUGCUCUAGAAACAAGUGUUCUUUCUACUUGCUAAUAGAACACUCUAGAGUGCUCUAGAAACAAGUGUUCUUUCUACUUGCUAAUAGAACACUCUAGAGUACUUUAGAAAUAAGUACUCUUUCUCUUUAUAGAACAUUCUAGAAAUAAGUACUCUCUGCUUGCUAAUAGAGCACUUUAAAAAGUUCUAGAAAUAAGUGCUCUAGAAUAUUCUAGAGUACUCAUGUAAGUAAAUUGGAGGCCUAUAAAUAGGUGUGAGGCAUCCACACCAAGUGUAUGUGUGAGAGUGUAGAGUGAGAUGAAAUAGUGAAGUAAGGUGCGAGGGGUGUGUGAGAGGAAGUAGUGUGAGUUAGUGUGUGAGCCUUGUAGUCCUUUGAGCGUAUGUAUUAGUGAGUGUGUGUGUUAGAAUAAUUUGUGUGUGAGUUACUUUGUAUGUAAUAAAGAAAGUUUUAUUAUUAAUUUGGUACGUCAAUACUCAGGGUAACGUUUGGUUCGGUUUUA